AAAGUCAUAUGCUAUGCACCUAAUUUUAAGGGCUAUAUAUAUUCAGUUAGUUUACAAGUUUUAAUAUCAAAGUUACAACAUUAAUUCACCAUAAAACAUGUCGAAUAGUACUACAAGUUUCCUUUAUUUUCGUUACAAUAAUUUUAGAACAUCGUUGUCGAAAUCUAGGCGAUCAUUUAACCUGUCGAAGUUAAAGCAAACGCCAAGCCCGACGUCCUUGGCUCAUUUCCAUCCAAAAUUGGAGGAAAUGAAAAAGGUAUUUGACAAAUUUGACACUAACAAGGAUGGAAAAAUCACGAAAGAAGAAUACAAAUCGGCGAUGAAGAUGAUGGGCAGUGGGGGGGGAAAUAGGAAAUCUUAUGAAGUUGGUGAUGCAUUUCAGGCUGCAGAUACUAAUGGGGAUGGAUUCAUUAGCUUUGAGGAGUUCAUGAGAGCGCAGAAUCUUGAAGGUGGUGUGAAUUUGACCGACAUUAAAAGUGCUUUCAUGGCGUUUGAUUUGGAUGGUGAUGGCAAAAUUAGCGCGGAGGAAUUGUUGCAUGUUCAACAAAUGCUGGGAGAAAAAUGUAGCUUGGAGAGUUGCAAGAAAAUGGUCAGAGGUGUUGAUGCUAAUGGGGAUGGACUUAUAGACAUGGACGAAUUUGUGACCAUGAUGACGCGCACCAUGAAGCUCGUCUGAGAGUCCAAGUAUACGAACCCAUGGGAGGACAAUCCUUUCACUGGUAGUUGGGUAAUUCCAUCCAAGAAACAAUGUAGUAAUGUCAUAAAAUAGCUUCCAAAAACUUAUAUAUACAGAGUCUCGACCUGUUUUCUUUCCUCUUCAGAACAUGUUUAGAAUCGACAUCAAUCAAUUUAUAUUGAAAAAGGCCCAACCAAUCUGCACAUCUGGGAAUGCUGAUGAACCAACCAGUAAACGUGAUUCCUAAGGGACGGUUGUGUAAAUUGAUUUACCUUCUUUCCUAUUGCUUUUUUUGAAGCAAAAGUAUCCUGUUUCUGUAUUCGAGUUUGUUAUGCUAAAUUGAAUUUUGAAAUGGACUCCGGAAAAAGAUAAAAGAGUUACAAUUCUAGCACUACA
Messenger RNA from Capsicum annuum, 1072 nucleotides. RefSeq names its product calmodulin-like protein 30. The record is from RefSeq and is a predicted model, not a curated record. The transcript has a single exon. NCBI's taxonomy places the organism in Eukaryota, Viridiplantae, Streptophyta, Magnoliopsida, Solanales, Solanaceae. Bases 98 to 676 code for a protein of 192 amino acids. Gene Ontology annotation, molecular function: calcium ion binding.